This is a messenger RNA of Linum trigynum, 4753 nucleotides long. The record is from the annotation of a GenBank genome assembly. Lineage: Eukaryota; Viridiplantae; Streptophyta; Magnoliopsida; Malpighiales; Linaceae.
AAAAAGAUCUAUUUUUACUAUUUUUUAUUGUUUAGAAUUUUUAUUCAUAUUUUAUAUUAUAAGUCCUUUAUAGCAACCGCUCAUAUUAAAAGCACUUCUAAUAGUUUUACAGCCAAACACUAAACUACUUUUUUUGAAAAUUACUUAUCUAAAAGCUCCAGCCAAAAAUUACUUCCGUAAAAGCUACAGCAGAGUCAAACUAAGCUAAUAGAAUAAUAAUAACUAACUCAAAAAACAUAAAAUGCCAGGAAUAAAUUAAGCCGAACAAGGAGAUUAAUUAACCGUUGACAAUGAGGUAAUGAUACUAAUUAAAGCAAUCUUAAUAUUUUAUGGGUGCUGCCGGCCGAAGACAUAUUCCAUUCACGUCUUUUGUCUCUUUUCCUUCGGAAUCUACAUUUUUCUUUGAAAGGGUACAUUUUGUGGGAUUUUAUUACGUGCAAUGGUUCACGAAACCUUCGUACAAGCGAUUAAACCACAAUAUACCAGUAUCGGAGGUUAAGUCGGUUAACGGUAUUUAUGGUUGAACCACGGUUUGCCAUAAAGAAAACGAUAGAAAAGAUGCAAAUAACAGCCAAACUUUUGCUAACCACAAAUGUGCAACAGGCUGGGAACAUGGUCAAGCUCAUGAGAACAGGGGUUUAAUAGUGAAAGUCAUUUUAUGAACAAAAAUUAGAUCAAUAGUACUUUCAGUUCAUUAUGGUUCGGUCCGAAAGUCAACUGUUUUUUUUUCUAUUUAUAAAAUUUAUGGAUAAAAAUUAAAAACCAAAUCUCAUUGGAUUCAAUUGGGUACGAUUGAAUUUAAACGUAAGUUUGAUCCGGAGAACAUGGGCCUCUCGCCAAUAGAACCGCUAUUUGUUUUUAUUCAAGAAGUUACAAAAGCCCAUGAAAGGAGGAGAACGUGAGCACUCACUCAAUUAGCAAGCCCAUACUUAACAUUCACUUGUUUAUGGGCCGAUUACGUUGGACCUGUUGUUGCCAAUAUCCAUUUACCAACGAGCCCAAAGUUGUGGAAAUCAACCAAGGUAUAUGAGUCAGACUGUGGAUAAUAUCGUCUUUUGACAAAGACUUAUGGACAGUGAGUCAGUGAUGGUCGUCGGAAGUUUCUUGCCUUGGAAAUACCUGUGGAAAUUCCUUAGCUGCUUGGACUUUUCCACAAUAUGCCUACUGCGGGUUCGGACUUGUCUUCUCUUUUUGUUCUAUUUACGCCCACUUGAUCAACUAGCAAUUUUUUUCUCAAUGUCCAAGACUUCUAAUAACUAUUUCCAAUAUACAAUACUUAAUACCAAAAUUAUCAAAAUAUACAGGUUUGGCGCGGUUCGCUGGAGUAUAAUGCGAAACAAUUUGGGUCGCGAACGACAAAAACGAACCAGUCUCGCACCAACACAAAUCGCGGCUAACCAACCCCCUCCAAAAUCGCUAGAACGUCUCAUCGAUCUACACCUAUAAUACAGGUCAAAACUUCAAACGGUAGGUGGAUUUCAUGGUGGCGGCGGCGGGGUUACAUUUUUUCUUUCCCCCCCAAUCAGUCAUUCCAUUGGCUGCUGCUGCUGCUGCUGCUUCCAAUACGUUUCCUCUUUUGUUUGUUUGUAUCCCACAUGACGGAACAAGUUGCCUCUCUUACCACUAGGCUGCGCCGGCGGGUUCCAAAACCCAUGGGUUGGGACUUGGGACUGUCUUUUGGUCAUCAAAUAACAAACUACUCAAAAAGCUGCACUAUAUAAAGAACAAUGCAGUGUCUAGCUAGAGAGGCACCCACCCACCAUUAACAACCACCAAAAAUAUAUGGAGAUCAACAAGACCAACAAAGUCGAUCCGUCGGCCCUUUACGAUGCAGCAAUGAGAGGCGACACCGAAACCCUUCAGGACAUGCUUCAGAGGGACAACUUGAUCCUCAAGAAACUCCCGCUCUCUUCCUUCACGGAAACCCCUCUCCACAUCUCGGUCCUCGCCGGCCACCUCGACUUCACUAGAGCGCUUCUCCGCCACGACCCUGGAAUGGCCAUGGAGGUCGACGCGUCCAACUGCACCCCGCUUCACCUGGCUUCCGCUGCCGGCCACUGCGAGAUCGUCGGGGCCUUGCUGAGCGCUGCCGGCGGUGUGGGCUCGGAUGCCUGCCUGGUCCGCGACGGGGACGGCAGGAUUCCUCUCCAUUUGGCGGCGAUGAGAGGCAGGAGCGAUGUCAUCAGAGAGCUGGUCGGUGCACGGCCGGAAUCAUUGCUGGUGAAGCUCGACGAUGGAGAAACUGCUUUGCACUUGUGUGUGAAGAGCAACCAUCUGGAGGCCCUGAAGGUGUUGGUUGAGAUGAUGGUCGGAAGCGGAGGGAAGAGGGACGUGAUUGAAUCGAUCUUCAGGUCGGGAGAUGAAGAUGGGAACACCAUUUUGCAUUCAGCUGCCAUGUUCAAGCAAGUUCAGACAACAAGUUACCUGGUUUCACUACCUAGCAUGGGAGCAGCAGUGAAUUCAUUGAAUGGAUUUGGCUCGACAGCCUUGGACUGCCUGGAGCUAUGUCCCAAGGACUUCAAGAGCCUACGAAUCCGAGACCUCCUCGUCGAAGCAGGCGGUAAACGAGCCAAGGAGAUGACUAGCAGCACCGAUCAUCAUCAUCAUCUUCCACCACCACCACCACCACAAAUUCCUUCGUUGCCAAUGUCCUCUUCACCAUUAGCAACUAACAAGGGCAGACCAGCAACGAAGUCGAUGGGCCAACGGUUCAAGAACUUCCUCGACUACGACCCCAAGUGGAUCGACGACAUGAAAGGAUCGCUCCUGGUCGUGGCAGGCCUCAUGGCGCAGAUGAGCUUCCAGGCGGCAACCAACCCUCCAGGCGGCGUGUGGCAAGAGAACGUGGUGAGCCCCGACGGCGGCUUCGGCUGCCAAAACACGACCAGCGGCCUGUGCAGGGCCGGGACUUCGGUCCACGCUUACAGAGACCCGGAAGUGCUCUACGUUUUCAUGGGGCUGAACACGAUGGCGUUUGGCGCGUCUCUGUGCGUCAUGCUUCUCAUCAUCGGCGGGUUCCCUCUGAGGAAAAGGUUCUUCAUCUGGAUGAUGGCGCAAGCAAUGUGCGCCGCCCUCGGCUGCAUGACGGCUGCUUUCGCGGUUGGCGCGUUGUUGGUGACCCCGACGAAGGACGAUGCGCGAGUUCGAGUCGCGGUGGUGGUGGCGUUUCUUCUGGGAGCCUGGUUGCUGUCGUCUCUGGUGAUCAGUCUGCUCGACACGCUUCGGUUUUGUAUCUGGAUUUCGAAAAAGAAGAAGAAGAAGGUCGGAGCAAGAGCAUCGACUUGUUGCUUAAGGGGUCAAGACCAGAGUUCUGUUGUCUAGAGCAUACGUUAUCUGGAUUUGGGCGAGCAAGGGUUUGGUUUAGUGACUAAGAAAGAUGUACGAGUUCGAGUCUUGAUGGUGGUGUUGUUUCUUUCUUCUCAGAGUCUGGUUGAUGUUGUUUCUGGUGAUUAGUCUGCUUAUUUGUCACAUUAUUUCGAUUUUUAAUCUAGAUUUUGAUUAAGUCGUGGAAGGUCUAAGCAAGAGCAUGAACAUGUUGUUUAAGGGAUCGGGACCAGAGUUAUGUCGCCUAAAAGCAUACUUCAUCUGCAUUUGCGGACAAGAGUUUGGUUUAAUUAGUGACUUGUGGUAUUAUCGUUGGUUUUGAACCUAGCCUAAUUGAAAUGUCGGUUCAGUUGAAUAGUGGGAGCAUAAUCAUUUCGGUAUCGAGCGUGACGAUGUCGAAUUCUUGAGCAGCAUGAUCUACUUAUAGAAUUAAUGGACAAAAAACCGAAUCACAUUAUAUUCGAUUUCGUUAUUGAUAGUCGAUUUGAUCAGAUUGCAUACCCCUAAAUGUAAACCCUCCUGGAACAUGGGCGUCUUGCAAAUUCAACGCCUCAACCCCUCUUUGUUUUUUAUAUAUGUUACAAAAGCCCAUGGAAGGAGGAGAACAUGAAGCACUCACCCAACUAGGAAGCCCACCACUUGUUUACGGGCCGAUUACGUUGGACCUGUUGUCUGCCAAUAUCCAUUUACCAACGAGCCCAAAGUUCUGUCAAUCAACUGAGGCAUAUGAGAGUGUGGCUGUGUGGAUAAUAUCGCAUUUGUUUGUACAAAGACUUAAGGAACUGUGAUGGUCGUCGGCAGUUUCUUUGUCUUGGAAAUACCUGUGGAAAUUAUAUGUGACCUUAGCUGCUUAGACUUUUCCACUGUAGGCCUGCGGGUUCCGACUUGUCUUCUCUUUUUGUUCUAUUCUCGUACCCACUUGACCUAGGGAUUAUUUUCUCAAUAUACAAGACUUUAAAAAAAAAAAAAAUCAAUAUCCAACACUUGCACUAAAAUUAUCAAAUUAUAAAAAUUUGGCACGGGUCGCUGGAGUACAGAGUGAACCAAUGUGGAUCGCGAAUAAAAAAUGAACCAGCCUCCCACCUACACAGAUCACGGCUAACCAAAGCGAUCCAGUGAUCCAUAACCUUUUGACAUCUUCGAAGUUUGCAAUCGUUGGACACUCCAACAAUUUUAGGAGAUAGAUCACUGGAGUCCGCCACAACAAAUUAGCAUGUUCUCUCCCGUCUCCAGUGAUCCAUAUUGAUUCGGGACUGGUUUACCGCGAUCCGGACCAGAACCACAUAGCUGACGUGUCACCAGCGAACCACCAUCAGAAUCAUCAGAGAGUAUAUGCAGCGAAUCACACCAAACACUAAUAGGAGAUAUAUAUUUUAGUGUUACAGUCAGUAAGUAUUGUAUUUUGGGCGAAAAAAAUUCUCUUGAAGUC